This is a messenger RNA of Fusarium graminearum PH-1, 903 nucleotides long. RefSeq lists its product as uncharacterized. Bases 1 to 903 code for a protein of 300 amino acids. The transcript is spliced from 2 exons. The record is from RefSeq and is a predicted model, not a curated record. Lineage: Eukaryota; Fungi; Ascomycota; Sordariomycetes; Hypocreales; Nectriaceae.
AUGACUGUCGAAAGUUACUACAAUGCAACAGCGGUGGUAGAGCUGGAAUUCCUUUUCGGCCGGGAAUACGGCAAGCCAUUGUGUCCUCAGUUGGAAAAUCAGACGUAUACAACCAAUUUCGAUGUCAUUCUGAGCAUUCUUGAAAGAGGCCACUGGGAUUCUGGGGAUAACUCUGUUAUUUUCUUGCUCACUCUUCUCCCACAAAUCUCGCCGCCGUUCAAUGUUUCCAACUUGACUUUUGAGAAUAUGUGGGAAUGGCGGUACCUUGGCCUAUCGCAUCCCAUAUAUUCUGUUUCUUUCUUCGGUCACCAAGACCAUAAAUCUAAGUCUAGCGGGUCAUGGCGCCCAGAGAGUGGCUCCAGCCCUGAUCUUUUCAACUUUACUACCAGCCAAGUUUCUGGAGGAGCUUACAAUAUCAGUGGGACACUUUAUCCUCAUCGCGACCCCGGCGGCCCAUCGUAUUUUGGAAUCCUAAGCGGUUUGCCAUUGUGUGACUCUACCAAACAGACCGAUGGCGCCCUGGUAACCAUGAUGCGUGACCCAGACGACGAGGCCUUGGGUGAAUUCCAAUAUCCUCAUACUAGCAUUCAGUUUGACGACAAAACGGCCAAUUUUACUCUGGACGCUUCUUUUCAAUCAACAUCAAAUGUACAUGAGAAUUCGACGUCUCAAGGCAUUACUGUCAGUGGCCUUUUGCGUGUCUGCUUCUCUGGUGUGCUAGAUGCAUAUCACUCUGGUACCUUGAGCCUGAAGGGAAGCACACCGGAAUGGUUGCGUACAGUGGGGUUUUCGAACGACUCUUCCAACAUUGGAUACAGAGAGAGUUCCGCUGGAAAGCUGUAUCUUGGAAUUGCACUUAUCUCCAUAGUGAUCAUCUUGGCGGUCAUUACCACAGCACUAUAA